AUGCCAGACAUUGAUGACUGGGAACCGGUCCCAAAUGAGACAGAAAAUAAUGAGGCAUUAGAAGAACCGUUUUCUACCGAAGAGAAAAGAAAUAUUCCAAAACAAUUGGUUGUGGAUAGUGAUGGUAGCGAGGAUGUAUCAUCCAGUUCACCUAGUUUGAACGAUAAUGAUAAAGUUGGUAGUAUUAAGAGUGCCAAUGCGACGUCAGAUGUUGAUACUGAUCCAGCUGUAGAUCAUAAAGAAGUCAAUGACGAGAAGUUGCCAUUAAUGGUGGAUACUAAUCUAGCUAAUGACGAAGAGUUAGUAAGUGGUGAUGUUAAACCAGAGAAUGGGUUACAAUCACCGUCAUUUUUAAACAAUAUGUUUUCUACCUUUAGAUCAUAUUCUCAAUCAAAUGAUAAUAAUUCCGUAACUUCACCUACGGGGACUGCAGCUACAUCACCAAACAUAAUUUCACAUAGAAGGCAAUCUUCUUCAGGAUCUAGGAUGAGACAUUCUAGUUUACAUUCAGCAUCAAAUUCUGUUACUUCUAGCCCUAAAGUGGCUCCACAAUCGAGAAGUAGUCGUGUUAAUAGUAUGAGUAGCGUCGGUACUACGAAUACCAGUAAAUCGUUCAAGGACUUAAGACCAAUGGAGACAAUCUCUACUAUCAAUAGUAAUAACGUGGAAGAACCAGAUGACCGAUCAUCUCCUUCACCUCAACUAGAUUAUAACCCUAAGAAAUUUGUCGAGGAGAAAUACUUGGAUACACAAUAUCAUUAUGCUUCUCUGGAGAGAGAUAAAGAUUUUCAUACGCUGUUUACAUCUAUUCCGAAACAUGAUCGGUUAAUAGACGAUUUUAGUUGUGCGCUCUCUAGGGAAUUCUUAUAUCAAGGUAGAAUAUACAUUACACAGACACAUUUGGGUUUUAAUUCAAACAUUUUAGGAUGGACUUCAAAAGUGAUCCUAGAAUUUAAAGAUAUCACUUACAUGGAAAAGACAUCAUCAGCAGGGGUGUUCCAAAAUGCUAUUUCUAUCGAAACUGAAGAAGGUAAGACACAAUUUAUAAAUUUUAUUUCCAGAGAUGGUUGUUUUGGUCUAAUGAAGGAAGUUUGGUCUCGUAACUUAUUGGCUCAUGAAGAAGAGAAACGUAGAAGUGCAAUUGGGAUCGCUUUACCUGAAACUUCACCAAACAAUAGUAAUAAUCCACAUUCUUUAAUAGAUACAUAUUCGGAGUUGAUUCACUCUCCUGAUUCAAAACUGGAAACAUCUAUAAAAACAGGUAAUUCUUCCGAAGGCAACAUAUCUGAUCAUUCACUUGUGAAAAAUACAUUAUACACCACUACUGAUGGUUUUACGGCAACACAUACUGAGAAAGUUUUGAACAUUUAUAAAUUUAAGGAAUCAUCUCCAUACAAUGAAUUUGAUUUUAAGCCUCAUGUCUUGAAACCAACACAAUUUCCAUUUUAUCCGCCAAAUGAAAAUAAAAAUGAGCAUAUAUUAAUAGAGCGUACAGUUAGUUGUACACCUAAUCAGGCAUUUCAAAUGAUAUUUAAUGCAGCACAUCAUGAAUUUUUACAAUCUUUCUUACUAGCUACUGACUCGCGGGAUAUCAAAUUACCGGAGUCAUACGUUACAAAUGAACAAACCGGUAACCUUGAGAGACAGUAUAACUAUUCGAAAUCUAUCUCGGGUAUCCCAGGUGGCUCAACCGAUUGUAUUGUUACUGAGGAAAUUAUACAUAAUGAUCCAGACAAUUAUAUUAUGGUAAUAAAUACUACAAAGACACCAAAUGUACCAUCCGGAGGUGCCUUUUCGACAAAGACAAGGUAUUUGUUCAAAUGGGGGGUUGAUAAUUCAUGUGAUCUGCUGAUAUCAUUCUGGGUCGAUUGGACUGGUUCCAGUUGGAUUAAACCCAUGGUCGAAGCAGGUUGUAAAAAUGGACAAACAGAUGCAACAACUAAGAUGAUGAAAAUAUUGGAUGAUUUGAUUGAGAAAUAUAUAUUUUCAGAAGUUGUAAUUGUAGAAGCAGAUGAGGAGAAUCAUGGCGUCUCAGAAAAAGAUAUUGAACGUAAUAUUGAGGAAAAUGAUGCCAGACAAGAGGCUAUUAAAGUUCAAAAUGCAUUAAAGAAUCAAACUUCGGGUACUUCAGAGAGUAAUGGCCUGAUAAAUGUCCUUCUUGUAUUUAUUGCUAUACUUUUAUUGUGGAAUAUCUAUAAUCAACGUUCUUUGAAUAGCUCCAUAAGCAGUUUGCAAAGAGCUGUCGACAAACUUCAAAUGAAGUAG
This is a messenger RNA of Maudiozyma saulgeensis, 2265 nucleotides long. NCBI's taxonomy places the organism in Eukaryota, Fungi, Ascomycota, Saccharomycetes, Saccharomycetales, Saccharomycetaceae. The record is from the annotation of a GenBank genome assembly.